GUUGUGGUUACGACGUUCUCCGACGCUUCCGAAAGCGACCGGAAAGCGUUUCUUGAGGCCGCUGAGGAUGGCGACGUGGCCCAGGUUGAGGCUUUGCUGCAGAUUCCCCUGGAUCCGGAUGCAGCUCUCGACAGCUAUGGCACUACAGCGCUGAUGCGGGCAGCAACCUGGGGCAACGUUGAUGUCGCACGGUUGCUACUGGAGGCCGAUGCUGAGGUAGGUUUGCGCAGUGACACGGACUUCACGGCCUUGACGCUGGCGGCACGCGUCGGUACUCCUCAAUUGGUGCAGUUGCUUCUGGAAGCCGGUUCUGAGAAAGACCUCAUUGACGAGUACGGCCUUUCAGCGCUGAU
Messenger RNA from Symbiodinium necroappetens, 353 nucleotides. The record is from the annotation of a GenBank genome assembly. Lineage: Eukaryota; Dinophyceae; Suessiales; Symbiodiniaceae.